Messenger RNA from Bacidia gigantensis, 1188 nucleotides. RefSeq lists its product as uncharacterized. Lineage: Eukaryota; Fungi; Ascomycota; Lecanoromycetes; Lecanorales; Ramalinaceae. The record is from RefSeq and is a predicted model, not a curated record. The coding region runs from base 1 to 1188 and encodes 395 amino acids. The transcript has a single exon.
AUGGCCUCUUCUUCUCAGCCGUCCUCCAGUAAUCCCGUGGUAACCUUCUUCGGGACUUGUCCGACGUGCUGGGAGCAACUUGAUUCUAGUCAAAGGGAUUCUUGCAUCGCGCAGACCCAUUUAUUGCGCCUAGUAGAAGGUCAUUACGCCUGGAUCGCGACUGGAGAACUAGCGAAGCAGUGGAAUGAGAAUGGGUACCAGGAGUACUCCGCUGUGAUAGAGCACGGUAGGUAUCGCAUUGGGAAACCUGGGCUCGGUAGAGAUCGAAUCGCGUCCCACGAAUUGCGACUCCUUAGCACGAGCUCGAAUCGAGAAAGCGCUACACCCUUUGUGAUUGUUACCUCGAGGAACUUAAGAAAAGCACAGGAGACGAUCAGUCGCCUUCAGAAGCACCCGCGUCUCUGCAAAUUUGGAUUCCAAUAUAUGGCCCGUCAAGGAGGCUUGAGACUUACUGCUGGUGAACCACCCUCGACUUCCAACAUUCCUAGUGUCGCUCAGCAUUCUCUAUGCGGCGCUCGGAUUGCUGUUUACAGCCACACGGGUGUCUCCCGCGGUAGCAAUAAGAAUGUUUCUACCAUUGGUGGAGUCUUCCGAAUCAGACAGAAGUAUUAUGCCCUGACUGCGGCUCACGUUUUCUUCGAGAACAUAGCAAGUACGGGCUCGUGGGCGGACAGCGGGUUAUAUGUGACUACUGAGAGCAGCGUUGGAGGGACUCAAAGUGCUCCUCAGCCUGAGAUUUCUGGGCUGUACGAAAUUCUCGUUGAGGGCCUCUGGCCGUAUGCGGCGAGCGCUGAUGGCAGGGCACAAGAUCCUGGCAGGUCGCUGGGCUUGUUCGAGCCGCAAGUCGCUCAUCGUCGAAAGAGUCCCAACCCAAGAGCAUCUAUCGAGGUGAUAUGGAACUUUGAGUCAGACUGGGCACUUAUCCAGUUAAAUGGCCCCGAUGUCUGUGGAGCAAACGCUCUCCAAAUAUCACCUGAAAGGAUGUUAGAUUUAAAACCUCCGAGCCAGAAUUUGGAUCCGCCGGAUGGCACAGUCCUAAUUGCUGCUGGCGUAUCUGGCCAGGUCCUAGGAAAUGGAUUGGGCACCGUCGGAGGGGUCAUGCUUCCCUGGUCUAGCCAAGAGACCCAGGCUUGGUCAACUGAGACUGAAAUUGGUAAGCCCGAACACCCUGAAAUGUCUUUUGGGUAG